CCCGGCGCUCCCCGGCCCCGCCUCCGCGGAGCAGCGCGGUGAGAGGCGCGGAGCGGCGCGGAGCCCCGAAGAGACGCGGAGAUGCAGAGCUCGGCCUGGGCGCGUUUCUAUUCCAACAGCUGCUGCCUCUGCUGCCAUGUCCGCACCGGCACCAUCAUCCUCGGCGUGUGGUACCUGAUUAUCAAUUCAGUGGUAUUGCUGAUUCUGCUGAGCGCCCUGACUGAUCCUGACCAGUACCAUCUAACCAGUGCUGAAUUAGGGGGUGAAUUCGAAUUUAUGGAUGAUGCCAAUAUGUGCAUUGCCACAGCAAUUUCUCUUCUUAUGAUUCUGAUCUGUGCAAUGGCUACAUAUGGCGCAUAUAAGCAACAUGCAGCUUGGAUUAUCCCUUUCUUCUGUUACCAGAUCUUUGACUUUGCUCUCAACACAUUGGUUGCCAUCAGUGUACUCGUCUAUCCCAGCACAAUUCAGGACUACCUCCGCCAGCUGCCCGCCAAUUUUCCCUACAAGGAAGAGAUUAUGUCUGUGAACCCUACGUGUCUGGUUGUGAUUAUCCUCCUUUUCAUAAGUAUCAUUUUGGCUUUUAAGGGUUACUUGAUAAGCUGCGUGUGGAACUGUUACCGAUACAUUAAUGGCAGGAACAACUCGGAUGUGCUGGUGUACAUUACCACCAAUGACACUGCGGUCCUGUUGCCACCAUAUGAUGAUUCUGUGAAUGGAGCUGCUAAAGAUCCACCACCACCUUAUGUGUCAGCAUAAAUGAGAGGGUGCUGUGUACCUAGGGAGGAUAGCUUUACUUUUCAGACAUUGGAGCAAUAGUUUGAUAAUUCCACUUCCAGGAUAUAACUUCUAUGGGUUAUACAUUGCUGUUUUGCUGACAUAUUGAAAACUAAAUUGUAUCAUUAAAUUUCUGUAGAUAGUUUUAAUAAUUUGCUGCAACUACAGUAGUGUUUCAGAAACUAGUGAACUAGUUUCAGAACAAUUCUGGGUAGUGCUAAGGUUAGGGUAGUCACUGAAUAGCUUUUUCCACCAUGUCUGACAUGCAGUGUUAGAGAACAUCAUAGAAAGUUGCAUUCCCAAUCAGGUUGAGAGUGUAACUUACUUUUUUUUAAUUUGUGAACCUUCCAAAGUGUUACAAAUGUGUUUCUCAGAUGCCCACUUUCACCUUCAGAAUACAGACCAAGUCCAAAAAGGUGACAUUCCACUUCAUUCCUGUUCUGCAGGGAUUUAUUAAGUUGUUAUGGUAUAAAGGAUGAUGAUUGCAAGAAGAAGAAUGAGUCUUACGCACUAUGCUCAUCAACCUGGCUAAUGGGAAACAAAUUUAAUUGGGAAGAAUAAGUAUGGGAAAUAAGAGCAGACAAAGCACUCUGUGACGUGUAACAAGCCAGAACCUGUGGUCUACAUGGACUCACUUUGUCCCAACCUACAACCAUUUUAACACUUACAAAACAAAAAAAAAGAGUUCUUACCAACUUUUGGUAAGUUUCUUUUCCUGCCUGUACACAUUUUUCCUUCCCACCAACCUCACAAAUAGUAUUUUGAGGUCACAAAAUCCCUGCUUUUAAAGCCCCAUGGUUAGGUGACAGAGCUGCAACUUUCGCACUCGAUAUGCAAAUGUUUUUCCAUUGGAAUGUGCCUGUAAAUAUCACAGUAUUCAGCUGAGUGUGAACUAAAUUAUGCAGAUUCUAAAAUAUAUGUUCCCAACCUAUGGGAAAUUUAUGCAUGUAACUUCCUCAAGUAUCAACAGAAAUGUUUUGCGUGUUUCUCAUAUACAUCAGCAUGGGGAUUUUAGAUUCCUUUUAUGAUUGAACUGGUUGUGCUGGGAAUCUUUCCCAUGGGACUCAUCCAUCCAUGAAUGUUUGUGUGAGGUAUUUAUUUAUUCCCCGGAGAAGUGCCUCCUGCACAUGUAACUUUUUGUUGUUGAUGAAGGUUCUACUUUUAACUGAAAAGGAACAGGGAAAGGGAAUAUAAUGUGUGUUUCUACCUCUCUUUGUUUCCCCCUGUGUUGUUUCCUCUGCAGUUGGGGUGAUUGAACAGGCUGAAGUUAGACUGAUGCCAGUGCACAUCACCCCAGGUAAAGGGCAGUGCGGAGCUGAGCCACAGUGUGGAGGAGCACCAGAAGAAACCUCGGUGCUGUCUCUCCUGUGGCUGGGCUGGCAUAUGAGCCCACACCCUCCCUGAGGAGGACACCCAUUCUCGCCCUCAGUGCACUGACUCCAUCGUGCAGACUGAACAAGAGUGCAACUUCUCCUGCCUUUUUCUGGAAAAAGAGCUUUCCAGGGGAACGCAGGACCAACAACUUCUUUACAUGGAGAUUGCAACUAUGACCUGUCCUUGCAGAGGCCAGGGAAAGAAGGGCCAGACUCUUUCUGCCUGCCUCUUCCACAUUCCUGGGAAAGGCAGAUCCCCAUCUGCUUAUUGGAAUUUUACUUCGGGGUUCAUCUACUUUGAGAUCAAACUGAGCAAUGCUUUUGACUGAACCAAUCCUGAAGUCCAUCCAUUGAUGACACAGUCCUAUUGCUUCCUUCAGAAUAACUCCAUGUAUUAUUAUCUCAUUACAGUUCUCUUUGGGAAUGAAUCUGAAUUUGGGGGUUGGGCUGGCUGGCUGGGCUUCUGAGCUUCAUUUUCUUUCAUUCUUGACAGAUUUGUGAAGGAUUUUAAACAGUCAUCUGUUUGAGAAAAGCCAGCUGUAAAUACAUUGCAUCUGUGUAUACAAACUUCUCUACAAUAAAAGGGUGUUUCCUCAAAA
Molecule: messenger RNA, 2746 nt
Organism: Strigops habroptila (Kakapo)
Lineage: Eukaryota; Metazoa; Chordata; Aves; Psittaciformes; Psittacidae
Gene: LAPTM4B
Product: lysosomal protein transmembrane 4 beta
Exons: 7
Coding region: 82-756 (224 amino acids)
Cellular component (GO): lysosomal membrane
Source: RefSeq, a predicted model, not a curated record